This is a messenger RNA of Notechis scutatus (mainland tiger snake), 2826 nucleotides long. Lineage: Eukaryota; Metazoa; Chordata; Lepidosauria; Squamata; Elapidae. The record is from RefSeq and is a predicted model, not a curated record.
GAAUAUUAAACAGGUCUGUCUUUAUCAGUCCAGGUACUUCUUGCUCUACGUUGUUAAUCAUUAGUCUUAAAAGUGUCUGCUGUUGCUAAAAUACUUUUUUGCUGGUGCUGUUGCAUUUUCAGAAUGUGAGUUGUGUUUUUCCUAUAUAGAAAAAUGCAAAUUGUUUUGUGACAAGUGAAUGGGAGGAAAACUUGGAUGUUCCAUAUCUGUCCUAUUUUAGACCUUAAAUCUCUGAAUAUGUUGUCUUCGUAUUUUUCAGAUAACUUAUAACAGAAGUCAAAAGCCUUGUGUAUUGCUACAUGUUUACUCUUGCCUUGGUUGAUGACUUGAAACACUACUAAAAUGCACCAGAAGCUCUUGAAGAGCGCUCAUUACAUUGAGCUGGGAAGUUAUCAGUAUUGGCCUGUUCUUGUUCCUCGAGGGAUUCGUUUAUACACCUAUGAACAGAUUCCUGUGUUCCUUAAGGAUAAUCCUUACAUCACUGACGGCUACAGAGCAUACCUACCUUCUAGGCUGUGUUUAAAAAGUCUGUUCGUUUUGUCCAAUGAGACAAUCAAUAUCUGGAGUCAUUUGCUGGGCUUCUUUCUCUUCUUCACUUUGGGCAUAUACGAUAUGACUUCUGUGUUGCCUUCUGCGAAAGCUUCCAGAGAAGAUUUUGUUAUUUGUUCUAUUUGUCUUUUUUGCUUUCAGGUCUGUAUGCUUUGCUCAGUAGGAUAUCACCUCUUCUGCUGUCAUCGCUCAGAAAAGACCAGUCGAAGAUGGAUGGCAUUGGAUUAUGCAGGAAUUUCGAUUGGGAUCCUAGGCUGUUACGUGUCAGGAGUUUUUUAUGCAUUUUACUGUAGUAAUUACUGGCGUCAAGUAUACUUGAUCACGGUGCUUGCUAUGAUUUUGGCAGUAUUCUUCGCUCAGAUUCACCCCAAUUACCUCACUCAGCAAUGGCAUCGACUGCGCUCGGCCAUCUUCUGCUCUGUGUCAGGCUACGGGAUUAUUCCCACCAUCCACUGGAUUUGGCUUAACGGUGGCAUCACGGCAUCUAUUGUACAGGAAUUCGCUCCCCGAGUUAUUGUGAUGUACUUAAUAGCCAUCAUAGCGUUUCUCUUCUAUAUUUCUAAAGUCCCAGAAAGGUAUUUUCCAGGACAGUUAAACUACCUCGGCUCCAGCCACCAACUUUGGCACAUUUUUGCUGUGGUGAUGUUGUAUUGGUGGCACCAAUCUACCAUGUACAUCAUGCAGUACAGACACAGCAAGCCUUGCCUGGAUUAGAGUAACGCACCCAAGUGCGUCAAAAAUUCUAUCCUUGUACCGAAGUUUGGACAUGUCUGCAUUUCAUGCUGAUUUUAGGAGCAACAGCCACAGUUCUCAUUGAAUCCUCUUUCUUUUAGGAAUAAUAUGUUAAUAGGCACUCCUGAUAUCGUUGAUCUCCACCAGCUGAGUAACUCUUUAUCCACUUAAAGAGGUUGAAAGAACUGCAGAUAACUCUGUUGUAUAUACACGACUUUUCUUCGAACUACUGAUAUAUAAAUUAUAAUAAAACUUGGACCUGGAAACUGUUUAUGCUAUCAACGAGAAAAGUUCUCCAAAAUGCAUGCAUGUGAAGUUCUCAUGACAUUUGCAUGCUGGGAUCUCACUUGAAAAUCCAUGUUAACUAUACCUUUUUAAUGUGCUCUGUGUUGUUGUGCUGACGUUUCAUUUGAAAAAAAAAAUUCAAAUAUGAUAGAUUUUUUUUUUAUUGGAGUUCCUUUUCCUUUUAAUAAAAGAGUCUCCAUGGAUUACCGGCGGGUGACUUUUAUCUUCAAACUAAGAUAAAUCGGUUUCUAAUCUUGGGAGCUUGUAGUUAGUGAGUCCAACAUGUGACAAGGGUCAAAAGAUUUUAGACUUGACUACAAAUGGCUGCAAGUAACCCUCGCCACAAACUUGACCUGCUUGCUACUACUAAGAUAAAUGGAAUUCUUCUGAGCCAUUCUUCAGGAUAGUACCUGCCUAAUGCCAAACACAAAGUGCUUGCUUGUCCCUUGACAGCACUUUCUGCUGCCCUGGAAAUUUUGAAGAGAGAAAUUCAGCCAAUGCAGGAAAAAAAAUUAAUAUCCGACUGGAAGCAUGGCCACUUCAGGUUUUGAGAUUCCAGCAGCCAUGUCUCCACAACCUGGUGUCAAAAAGGGAUUUUGCAGAGAAGAAUGAAGGAGAAAGGUAAAUGAAACGAACGGCAAUACCAGAUUUCCACCUCUGAAGUCUGUAACUGCCCCAGGACUAUCAGCAAAGUUGAUAUGUGCCAAGAUCUGCCAUUGAAGCUGCAAGCAUGGCUAUAGAGCAAGGGUGUCAAACUGGUGGCCCACAGGCCAGAUGUGUCGUGCGCAGGCCACGUCCAACCAAGCUCCGCAAAGGCAAAAAACAUUGCGAUACAUCACGUGACAUCAACAUGAUGCGGCAAGUUUGACAUCAGUGCUAUAGAGGAAUCUCCAGAUGGUUUAUUGUGAAUGCAACUAAUUCUAAUGGAUUCCACUCCAACAUCUUUUUCCAUCUCCUAUGCCUUCCAUUUGUUUCAUGCUUUAAUGUUGUUUUUUGCCUGAAACUAAAAUGAAAGCUACAGUUUUAUUUCAGAUGUAUUCCUCUAGCCUGGGACAACCAUUACAGAAAACUGUACAUUCAGAGUUAACUACAGGUGACUUAUGUCAUGGCAUCAUCACUUUUGUUCUACUUCAUCUUAGAUUUUUAACUGCCUAGGAAAGUCAUGACAAUUGUUUGCACUGAAGUAUAAAGGCAAUUUUAUUAAGUUGCACUGUAGGUGUUGUGUAAAUAGUGCUUCAAUAAAUGGUUUGCCAAAACGUA